Molecule: messenger RNA, 1392 nt
Organism: Medicago truncatula (barrel medic)
Lineage: Eukaryota; Viridiplantae; Streptophyta; Magnoliopsida; Fabales; Fabaceae
Product: disease resistance protein RGA2
Exons: 1
Coding region: 1-1392 (463 amino acids)
Source: RefSeq, a predicted model, not a curated record
AUGAGCAAGCACUUCAUGAUUGAGCUUUGGAUUGCUAAUGGCUUCAUUUCAUCCAAUCAAAUGUUGGAUGCAGAAGGUGUUGGUAAUGAGGUGUGGAAUGAAUUAUAUUGGAGAUCAUUUUUCCAAGAUACUGAGACAGAUGAAUUUGGUCAAAUUACAUCAUUUAAGAUGCAUGAUCUUGUUCAUGAACUUGCUGAGUCAGUUACAAGAGAAGUUUGUUGCAUCACUUAUAACAAUGACUUGCCUACUGUGUCUGAGAGUAUCCGCCACCUCUCAGUUUACAAGGAAAAUUCAUUUGAGAUAGUCAAUUCAAUACAGUUGCACCAUGCCAAGUCAUUGAAGACCUAUCUGGCGGAGAAUUUCAAUGUGUUUGAUGCUGGACAACUUUCACCUCAGGUAUUGAAAUGUUAUUCUUUACGGGUACUUUUGAGCAAUAGACUAAACAAAUUGCCUACUUCAAUUGGCGGUCUAAAAUAUCUAAGAUAUUUAGAUAUUUCUGAAGGUAGCUUCAAUAGCCUUCCAAAAUCGCUUUGCAAGCUUUACAAUUUGCAAGUCUUGAAGUUAGAUGCUUGUUAUAAUCUACAAAAGUUGCCUGAUGGUUUAACAUGCUUAAAAGCUCUCCAACAUUUGUCUUUAAGAGGUUGUGAUUCACUAUCAAGCUUGCCCCCUCAUUUAGGAAAGCUGAAUUCCCUAAAGACUUUAAGCAAAUACAUUGUUGGCAACAAAAGGGGGUUCCUUUUGGAAGAACUGGGACAACUUAACCUUAAAGGACAGUUGCACAUCAAGAAUUUAGAGAGAGUUAAGAGUGUAGCAGAUGCCAAAAAAGCCAAUAUUUCAAGGAAGAAACUGAACCAUUUGUGGUUGUCAUGGGAAAGAAAUGAAGUCUCCCAACUACAAGAAAAUAUUGAGCAGAUUCUAGAAGCGCUUCAACCUUAUGCCCAACAACUUUAUUCUUGUGGCAUAGGAGGAUACACAGGUGCGCAUUUUCCACCAUGGAUUGCUAGCCCUUCUCUCAAAGAUUUAAGUUCUUUAGAGCUUGUGGAUUGCAAGAGUUGUUUAAACCUUCCGGAAUUGUGGAAACUACCUUCUCUAAAGUAUCUAAACAUAUCCAACAUGAUCCAUGCUCUCCAAGAACUAUAUAUUUACCAUUGCAAAAACAUCAGGUCAAUAACCAAUGAAGUAUUGAAAGGACUACACUCUCUCAAGGUGUUAAAUAUUAUGAAGUGCAAUAAGUUCAACAUGUCAUCGGGUUUUCAAUAUCUAACUUGUCUUGAGACGUUGGUGAUUGGUAGCUGUUCAGAAGUCAACGGUUUCCAUGAGGCUUUACAACAUAUGACUUCUUUGCAGUCCUUAACCUUAUCUGAUCUUCCAAACCUUAGAAUCUCUGCCUGA